GGUACUCAAAGAAAACCCAAAAGUCUUCCUCCCCUUGAUCCAGAAGUUCUUUCUGUAUUUGUGCCUCCAUUUAUCAGCAGAGAUGAUAUUCAGGUGAUUAAUGCUGGUAAUAACUUGAAUAAAAGUAAACGCCGAUCUUUCCGAAAGAAAAAAGAGAGACCAAAGAUUGAAAAUGUCAAGAAUCUCAAUGGGGAGCAGAAAGCACCUGACACUGAAGAUAUUACAGUUCCAAAAGACAUUGAUCUUAUUGGUUUGCCACAACUAUGCUUCCCAGGAGGACUUUAUGCAACUUCUGAAUCUAAAGAGGACCACAUUCAUUUCCUGGUCUUCACAGACGUCUGUGGUAACAGAACAUAUGGUGUUGUUGCACAGUACUACCAGCCUAUGCAAGAUGGCUGUAUUACCUCAAAUGGGCAGGCCCAUUGGGAAUCUGCACAGACUAGGACGAUGCCUGCCUGUUUUGUACCGAUUGCUAUUUGUGUUAUAUCCAGAUAUCCGUAUUUUAAUGCCAUCAAGGAUUGUCUUUCUUGCUUACUAGUGCAACUGCGACCUUUCAAGGAUUUAGAUGUUGAGGAGCACAUAAAAGAAUUUGCAGCAAAGUUAUUUUUAAUACCCAGCCCGCCACCAGGACCACUCCAUUUGGUAUUUAAUAUGAAACCACUUCAAAUAAUCAUUCCUUCACGAGAGGAUUCGGACAGUCCGAUUAUUGACUUGGAUCUUCAUCUUCCGUUGCUGUGUUUCAAGCCAGAGCAGGUGCUGCAGAUUAUGACCUGUAUUUUGACUGAGCAGAGAAUAGUUUUCUUCUCUUCUGAUUGGGCUCUGUUGACACUCAUUGCUGAAUGCUUUAUGUUGUACCUUCAUCCUCUUCAGUGGCAACACACUUUUGUGCCUAUUCUGUCUCGUCACAUGCUGGAUUUUGUAAUGGCCCCAACAUCUUUUCUUAUGGGAUGUCAUGUUGACCAUUUUGAAGAAGUUAGCACGGAAGCUGAAGAUUUAGUUCUAAUUAAUAUAGAUAAUGGAGAUAUUACACAUUCAAAAAUGGCUGAAGAGGAACUUGAAAUUCCAGAUAUUCCAACACAAGCAGCAGAAACUUUCAUAAAAAGAGUGGAGAGUCUUCAGCUGCAUUAUGAUCUAGAGCUCUGCCAUCUCCGAGCCAGCACAGAUCUUAGUGAACUCCAAAUGCGUAGAAGGGCUUGGCAACAGAAACUGAAUACGGAAGUUCAGCAAGCGACUUUGCAGUUAAUUGUUAAUGUCUUUAGGGAGGUAAAAGACCAUCUAAAUUAUGAGCACAGAGUGUUUAACAGCGAGGAAUUUCUGAAAACAAGGGCAAUCAGAGACCAGCCAUUUUACAAAAAGGUUUUAGAGACCUACAUGUUCCACUCUUUUCUUAAAGCUCGUCUGAACAGAAGGAUGGAUGCUUUUGCUCGACUUGAGUUGAGUACCCAGUCUGAAGAGGACAGAUUAAACUUGAUGUUUCAUUCCCCGAGAAGACUGACUAUGGAGAAAAUGGCUUCUAAACAAUUCAAUCCACAAGCGUGGAUUAACAGGCGUAUGGUUAUCAGUAUGCCUAAUCUGCAAGAUAUCAAGCUGCCAGAGGGUCCUACUAGAAAUUCCUCACUUCGAAGAAUAGAAACAAGCGUAAGGGAAGCUGUGAAAAUUCCCUCCAAAUCAAUCAGUACAUUCAAAAUCCCAGAAAUUCACUUUCCUCUGAUGUUCCAGUGUGUUCACUCCUACUAUACAGACUUCUUCAACCAUCUCAGCAAAGCUAUAAAUACCUUACCACCUGAUAACUCAGCGUUGCUGGCAAGGUACUUCUACCUCCGGGGACUUAUUAGUUUGAUGCAAGGGAAACUACUAAAUGCACUUUCUGACUUUCAGAACCUAGAAAAAACAGAUUUAAGAAUUUUCCCUACUGAUCUUGUGAGAAAAAUAGUGGAAACCAUGCCUCCAUCUGACCGUUUUCAAGCAGACCGCAAACCUGAGCUGAAGAAGCUGAUAAGUCGAGUGAUAGAAAAACAAAGAGAAGUUGUGAAAAUAGAUGACCGUGUAAAAAAUUUUGAAUUGCCAAAAACACAUAUGCUACUGGAUGAUUUUGUGAAGCGAAUCCAGGAAUCUGGGAUUGUCAAAGAUAUGGACACUAUACAUCGGUUAUUUGAUGCCCUAACAGUAGGACAACAGAAACAAAUCGAUCCUGAAACAUUCAGAGAUUUCUACAACUACUGGAAAGAAACUGAAGCAGAAGCUCAAGAGGUGAAUCUGCCACCAACAGUAAUAGAGCAUCUAGAUAAAAAUGAAUGUGUCUAUAAGUUAUCCUGCUCAGUUAAAACCAACUAUGGUGUAGGAAAAAUAGCUCUGACCCAAAAGCGCUUGUUCCUUUUGACUGAAGGAGGACAUCCUGGCUAUGUCCAUAUUGCUGCUUUCAGGGACAUAGAGGACGUUAGGAGCACGACUGUAGCUUUCCUUCUUUUGAGAAUACCUACUCUGAGGAUUAAAACACUAUCUAAAAAAGAAGUCUUUGAAGCUAACCUUAAAACUGAGUGUGAUCUCUGGCACCUGAUAGUGAAAGAAAUGUGGGCUGGAAAGAAAAUGGCGGAUGAUCACAAGGAUCCUCAGUAUAUUCAGCAAGCACUGACAAAUGUUCUCCUGAUGGAUGCUGUGGUUGGUGCCCUGCAGUCCUCCAAAACCAUAUAUGCAGCUUCUAAACUGGCUUAUUUUGACAGGAUGAAAAAUGAAGUGCCUAUGAUGGUCCCCAAAACAACUUCAGAGACGUUAAAGCACAAGAUCAACCCCUCAGCUGGUGAGACAUUUCCACAGGCAAUAGAUGUCUUGCUUUAUACGCCAGGACAUCUUGACCCUUCAGAAAGACCUGGCAAUGCUCAUCCGAAGCUCUGGUGUGCUUUAAAUGAAGGGAAAGUGGUGAUCUUUGAUGCAUCUACCUGGUCUAUUCAACAACACUGUUUCAAAAUGGGACACUCUAAACUGACUUGUAUGAUCAUGGUAGAACAGAGUCAAGUGUGGAUUGGUUCUCAAGACUCCAUUAUUUAUAUAAUCAACACCCACAGUAUGUCUUGUAAUAAGCAACUAAAUGAUCAUCGUUCUGAUGUUACAGACAUCAUUGUGGAGAAAAAGAAUGGAAUACCCAGUGAAGCGUACUCCAGCAGCUUAGAUGGAACAGUGAUUGCUUGGAAUAUCAGCACUCUGAAAGUUAAUCGUGUCUUUCAGCUGCCCUGCCAAAAUCUCACUUCUAUCAAGCUUCAUAAUGACCGACUGUGGUGCUGUACUGGAAGUUGCAUACUUGUAGUGUCUACUUCUGAAUUUCGACUACAGAGGAAAAUUGAGCAUCACCUGAAGGAUGUGUGUUCCUAUUUUCUCUGCUUCCAGCUCUUUCCUGAGAUAAAUGAAGUGUGGGCAUCUUACUCAAGGAGUAGCGACCUGUAUGUUUGGAACACCAAAGACUUGACAAGUACGCCUCAAAAGAUUCAUCUUCAAGAUUGCUCUGAGAUUACUUGUAUGAUAAGAGUUAAAAAUCGG
Messenger RNA from Pterocles gutturalis (yellow-throated sandgrouse), 3531 nucleotides. It is a transcript of the gene DENND3, whose product is annotated as DENN/MADD domain containing 3. The annotation marks the transcript as partial. Gene Ontology annotation, biological process: regulation of Rab protein signal transduction. The transcript has 21 exons. The record is from RefSeq and is a predicted model, not a curated record. Gene Ontology annotation, cellular component: cytoplasmic vesicle. Gene Ontology annotation, molecular function: protein binding. Lineage: Eukaryota; Metazoa; Chordata; Aves; Pterocliformes; Pteroclidae.